CAGAGGAGCCGCUCUCUGAUGUUAUGUCCUCUCGGUGCCUGUAGUGGUGCUAUAGGAGGCUGCUGGCUCUCUUCUUGAGCAGCCCCAGCAGCCCUGCCUUCUUUGCUGGAGAAUAUAUUCAGGGAUUCCCCUUAAUAAUCACCUACCCUCUGAGCACUUUGUAGUUUUAAAAUAAUAAAAGAGCCCCCAAAGCUUCCUCCCCACAAAAAGCAGGAUCUUCUCAGAGACAGGGGGGCAGCAGCUCCUCAGCACAGAGCCCGAGCACAUUCCCAGUCCCUCUGCUGGGGAGGAAACUCUGAUCUGUCAGCCCAACAGAGGGAAAGGGGGGAGAGGAGAGAGAGGAGGGAAAAAAAAGCAGCUGGAAAGGGAAAAGAACGUCUGGUAGUUGUGAAGUGAGUGCACUGGAAGACCCACCAACGCGCUUCACCCCGCACAGACAAUCUGCUUCAUCUUGGUUCAUCAUCAUUCCAGGAUAGUGGUGUCCUUGGGGCUCUCUCUUAACAUUGACAUGGUACAGAAGAUUUAAAAUCAGCUGAUGUUCACAAGGAAUAGAGUCACGUGAUGUAUGAAGGCAAACACAUACACUUCUCUGAGGUUGACAAUAAGCCCUUGUGCUCAUAUAGCCCCAAACUGUGCAAGCAGAGGCGACUUAACGGCUACGCCUUCUGUAUCAGACACGUUCUGGAGGACAAGACUGCCCCCUUCAAGCAAUGUGAAUAUGUGGCCAAGUAUAACAGCCAACGCUGCACCAACCCCAUCCCCAAGUCUGAGGACCGUAGGUACUGCAACAGCCACCUGCAGGUACUUGGCUUUAUACCGAAAAAGGAGAGGAAGAAAAAGAAUGAUCCCAUAGAGGAGGUAAAGGUCAGGCAUCAGAUGGAUGCUAUGGCCUUCAGUCUGACAGUGCCCACCCUGGCCUUGAAGAUGCCCAAUGGACUGGAUGGGAUGUCCCUCUCCCCUCCAGGGGCAAGGCUUCCUCUCCACUACCUGGAGGCAGAAUUAGAAGACCCCUUUGCUUUCAAUGAGGAGGAUGAUGACCUAAAGAAAGGGGCAACAGUGAAGAAAAAGUUGCAGAGCAAGUUGGCUCAAAACCGGCAGCGCCAGAGAGAGACAGAGAUUUUAAAAGUUCGCCAAGAGCACUUUAGCCCCAUUCCUGCACCUUUGCAGCAGCAGCCUCUGCAGCAGCAGCACUCCCAUCUGCCACCUUCAUCAGCUUCGUUAAAGCCGACAGGGCUACCGCAGGGCAUAGUCUGCAAGUCACCUCAACCUCUGAACACCAGCCUACCAAUGCAGGGAGUGGCACCCACCACACACACUAUAGCACAAGCGCGGCAGUUGUCUAACAAGAGACCUCUGCCUCUCCUGCCACCCGCCAGGGCUCCUGUCACGGACCCGCCAAGGACUGACCGGGUCCUCAUGAAAGCCACAGCCUUCUCUCCGCACUCGUCCUGCAUGAGCCGGCUACAGAGACUGGUGAAACUGUGCACUCGAAAACAGCAGCUGGACACUGAUCUGUUUCCUCAUUUAGGGCUGGAUUGGUCUGAAGACAGUGGAGAAGAGUUGGAGGAUUCAGAGCAAACCUCCCCGUACCAGGUUGCGUGGUCUAUCCGAGAAAGCCUCGGCUAUGAGAGACCUGAGUCUGAUGAUGACAAUGCAGAUGACAGGAGUUCCAGGGUGACCAGACUUUGCACUUACUUUCAGCAGAAAUACAAGCACCUCUGCCGCCUGGAGCGGGCAGAAUCUCGCCAGAAGAAAUGCCGGCACACGCUCCGGAAAGCCUUGCUGCAGGCGGCCAGCAGAGAGCCGGAGCGCGCAGGGCAGCUCAUGCAAGAACUCCGGAGAGCUACAUGUGCUUGUACCAGCACAAGCCAAGCAAGGCAGAGAGAUGGCGAACCAACAAUCUGCAGUGGAACUUCGAAGGGAGAGCAGUGCACUAACAAGGCCCUUCCAUUCACCAGGCACUGUUUUCAGCAUAUCUUAUUGAACCGUUCUCAGCAGCUCUUCUCGAGUUGCACAGCCAAGUUUGCAGAUGGUCAACAGUGCUCUGUGCCAGUUUUUGACAUUACACAUCAGACACCUCUGUGCGAAGAACAUGCCAAAAAAAUGGAUAAUUUCUUGAGAGGGGACAGCUCCCGUAAAGUUCAGCACCAGCAGCAGAGGAAACCCAGGAAAAAAACAAAGCCGCCUGCACUUACCAAAAAACACAAGAAGAAGAGAAGGCGAGGCCCACGCCGGCCCCAGAAACCCAUUCCUCCUGCAGUGCCCCAAGGGAACCUCACCAUGCCUGCCAGUGUCUCACUGCCAGUAGAGAUACCCCACAUACGGAGCCCCUCCACACCCGAGCUCAGUGCUGAUGAGCUGCCUGAUGAUAUCGCCAAUGAAAUCACAGACAUUCCACAUGACUUGGAAUUGAAUCAGGAGGACUUCUCUGAUGUCCUGCCGCGGCUGCCCGAUGACUUGCAAGAUUUUGAUUUCUUUGAAGGUAAAAAUGGAGAUCUUCUUCCGACCACAGAAGAGGCUGAAGAACUGGAACGGGCCCUACAGGCUGUAACUUCUCUUGAGUGCCUGAGUACCAUUGGAGUACUUACACAGACAGAUGGUGUGCCAGUUCAGGAGCUGUCAGAUAGAGCGAUAGGGGUGUUCUCUACAGGUGCUGGAGCUCCGGGAAUGCAGUCCUUGAGUCGAGAGGUUAACACGGAUCUGGGGGAGCUGUUGAAUGGGCGUAUAGUACAUGAUAAUUUCUCCGGUCUGGAGCUGGAUGAGAACUUGCUCCGUUCUGCUACCUUGUCCAACCCACCUACGCCCCUGGCAGGGCAGAUCCAGGGGCAGUUCUCAGCCCCAGCCAACGUUGGCCUUACUUCUGCCACUCUGAUAAGCCAGAGUGGCCUUGGGGAGAGAGCCUUCCCGGGACAGUUUCAUGGACUUCAUGAUGGCAGCCAUGCCUCCCAGAGGCCCCACCCUGCCCAGCUGCUGAGCAAGGCAGAUGACCUGAUCACCUCACGACAGCAAUACAGCAGUGACCAUUCACACUCCUCACCCCAUGGAAGCCAUUAUGAUAGUGAGCAUGUGCCGUCUCCCUACAGUGACCAUAUCACAUCCCCUCACACCACAUCCUUUUCUGGUGAUAACCUGGCAGCUACCUUCUCAGCAGAGAUGCCCAUGAUGGCACAGCACUUGCUCCCAACUCAGCUGGAUGUGCCACUUAGUGGGGUGGUCAACCCCAGAACUCACUGGGGAAAUCUUCCUGUCAAUCUUGGGGACCCCUCUCCGUUUAGCAACCUUCUUGGUGCAGAUGGACACCUCCUGUCCACCUCCCUGUCCACACCACCUACCACCUCGCACUCAGAGACCACACAGCCUGCCUUCGCCACUGUGACCCCCAACAGCUCCAGUGUGCUUCCGGGGUUACCGCAGACCAGUUUCAGUGGCAUGGGUCCUGCCUCUGCUGAACUCAUGGGCUCCACCUCCCCUAAACAACAGCUCCCUCAGUUCAGCGCAGCCUUUGGGCACCAGCUGAGCUCUCACAGUGGCAUUCCCAAGGACCUGCAGCCCAGCCACAGCUCCAUAGCUCCUCCCACGGGCUUCGCAGUGACCGGUGCCACCGCUACCAGUACCAAUAACGCAUCCGCGCCCUUCACCACCUCCAACUGAGCUUGUCUGCCUGGCUCCCUGCAGGUAGCAUCUGGCAUGGAAAACUUGGCUGCACACAUUGAUUUGAGAAUGGUGCACUGAAGUCCUAAAUCAAGAUCAUGAUUCAAGGAUGAGUUUGGCAGUUUCUUGAAAUAGUCUCUUGACCUCCUCUGUGUGCGUGUGUCCGUUUGGGGUGCAGGGAGCAGCAAUUCCUUUUCUUCUUUUGGUGAAGAAGUGGGAGUUGUCCCCUUCCAGAACUGGUCACUGUUCUUACUGCAUGCUGAUUUUUGGUUUUUUUUAUUAUCAUGAUUUUUAGUUCAUUGAGUAGCAAAGGGAUCAGUUGUCUGGUUGCCCAUAGAUUUGAAGACUGAUAUGAAGUUAGCCCAGGAAAAAAAAAAAAGAAGGAUAAACAGAAGGAUUGAAAUAUAGAUCAUGGAUUAGUGAAGAUUCCUGUGAGAAAUUCCCUUCCUUGCUGAAUUACUGUGGCCUUGUAGCAUUGAUGAUUUGCCUUUUCAAGUGUGUCUUUGUCCAGAACUCUUUGCCUGACAGACUGACAGGAAUUUCCCAGCUGAAACAGGAAGAAUUAGGUUGGUUUUCUGCCCAUCCACACAAGUCUAGGUCAGAUCCAUUGCAAGUUUCAAAUGGAUGCAUUUCUCACAAUAUGUUUAACUAGUGAGACUUUCUUGGAUAGUUUUUAAUUCCCUGGGAGCCAUAUAGUUUUUUCAACACUUGUAGGGUUUGAUGCUCUGUUUGGGAAGUGGAAUGUAUGUAAGGAACUAGCAGGUACCUAUCAGCAGUCAUGGCUAGCCAAAAGAGAAAUCACUAAAGCAAAAUGGGUGAGAAUUCCUUCUGUCUGCAGGAUGGUUUUGUUUGUACUGAUCACCUGCUAACGAUAGUAUUCACUCUUUGGUAGUAGUUCCAGUUCCUAAAGAAAGGAGUCAGCUAGGUUUUAGAUUUUUAAAAAUAAUUAUUAUUUUUUAAUAAUUUGUUUUUUAAACCAAGAGGUUAUAGCAGCAGAAAUUCUGAGGUGUCUACUUGCAUCUCCUUAUCAAGAAGGAAUUUGCUUAUGACUCUAUAGGGCUCACACUUGCUACUGUACUCUGACUUUGACUGUAAAAGUAGCUCCUGUUUAAUAUAAGUCUCUACUCUUCUUGGUUUGUUUCAGAGAUGCAGAUGAGAGAAAAUAGAAAAUUCUACAUUUCAGUCUUGUACUGUAGAUGAUGGAUUUUAUUCUACCUUACAGUAAAAAGUCCUACCUGCGUGUAUUCUGGUCUAUUUCAGGAAUUUAAGAGAACCAAGCACAUGUAAUAGGGAGGCCUAAUAAACUUUAUGAGCAAAGGAUCACUGAAUGGAAUUUAGUUGCUAUAGAAAUUCAUUUCGUUAGCAGUCAGGCACACACCAAUCCUCUCCUUCCAUCUUCCUAAGAAACAGAGUUUAAAUGGGAUAGGUCUUGUGUCUUUUUACUAUUGUAGCAAUCACACUAUUCCUCUUUUCUUGACUGAUCUGUCCUCUUUAAAUAUAAAGGAGUAUGGAUAAUGCAUAUGUCCUUUUCUGAAAUUGCAAGUGUAUGUGGGUGGAAGAAACAAAAAUUAUUUUCAUGCUUCUGUUGUUAUGAAGUCAUUAUUUCAUACAUGGUAAAAUAGAUCUUAAUAAUAUAAGCCGAAUAUUUUUAAGUGGUGAUUUAAAUAUGUUUGUAACACUUAAAUGUUUUUAAAUCACAUAAAAAGUUUAAUUGAAGCCUAUGAAAUCCUGCUUGUGAUUGUCCUGCUGAUUGAGGAAUGCCCAGUGAUAUUGUGAAUGAGGCAAAUCUGACAAGGCUUUUAUUUAUUUUUGUAUUAUGUUACCCAUACUUUGUUGAGGAGGCAACUGUUUGAUUUGCAGAUGAUUUUCGUUGUGUUCAUAUACCUUCUUCGAUAUGCUGGGAUGUCUGACUGAAAAAGAGUGGAGAACUAGUAUACCAAAUGGUUAAUUCUUUAAUCUGCUUGUGUAUUCAUGUAAUUUUAGAGGGUGUUAAUUUCUGUGUAUUGGUUUCAGGGCUUUGGUCUUGAAAUGCUUCUUGUGCCCAUCAAACUUCUAAUGAAGCUGCAGCUAGUGCAGAGUAUAUUUGCCCCACAUCAUAUUUCUCUUUCUUGGCAAAUGCUGGGGGGAAGAGAGGAUAGGAACUGAGAGCCAAGUUCUGCUUGGUUGCGUUGGUAUAAAUUACAGAGGAGCUUUCCGGUCUAAGGUCACGGUGAGUUUGUACUGGUCUAACUCAGAACAGAAUCCAGCUCCUAAUCUGUGCAUUGAUUUAGACAGGGAAUUUCAAAAGCUGUCAGAGCUAUGCAGGUCCAUGAUUCCCAUUUGAAAUCAAUGGCCUUUAUGUACCUGCGUUUCUUUGAAGUAGCUUAGGAUAUCAAGUCCCUUCCCCCACCGAGGUUGCAAUUUUUGUAUCGCUUGAUGACUCUUCCCUGAAAAGUGACUGCGUAACAUUUUUCAAUGAGCAAACUAAGUUUGCAAUAAAGCUGCACUUUCAAAAAUAAACUUCAGUUUGUAUACAGCUGAAAUAGGAAUCCCUCUGUCCUGUCUGCCACAGUGUUCUAAAACGGGCCACCACUCUUGCCUUUUCCUGGUUCACCUCUCAUUUUUUCACUGCCACCAAUUUCAUGGUUACAUGGCUACCAAGCAGUUACGGGUCUUGAUCUUAGCUUUACAAGGUAGAUCAUUCCAGGUGGGUUUCUACACCCGCACAACCUGUUGACUUCAGUGCAUCAGUGUCUUACUGUUGGAUGCGAGAGAUCCAGUUGAGAGGUGGGUGUAGUCAGAGAAACGUCACACCUCUUCCUCUGGGAAAUACUGCUGGCCUGGUUAAGGUAGUCCUUGAGGCUGUUAUUUAUGUGGUUCCUGAGUAGAAUCCAUGCUCCCUCACAAAUGUUUUUGAGUAUCAGCUCUUACAGCAGUUAGCACUCUUCACCAGCCCUUCACCAAAGAGCCAGUGUAGCAAUUUCAGAUGCUCAAUACCUGUUGUGCCCAUUAUGUGUUGAGAAAUGGAAUAAGGCUAGUUGAACCUAAAAGUUAAUUUCUUUACAUAAGAUUGGAGUUUUAAAGAAUGAAAAAAAUUAGACAUCGAAUAGAAUAUCAUCUACAUAAUUUUGGCAAUAAUAGCACCUCAGUCUCUGUACAAAAGUACUUAACACAAGAUAAAUUUUGAUAGUGUAGAGGCUUAUCAGGAAUAGCUUCAUGCUCUCCUGGUGUGUAUGACGUUUCGUUUCACCUAGGAAGACUUUACACCAGCUUUGAGGGGAACCAUAUGUACUUAGAUACCUCAAAGUUGAUUUGUUCUUUGGCUUCAUAAUUAUGAUACAGGAAAAGACGCAUCAUUUUGUCUCCUCCUGCUUUCCAGUUCCUCCAGGUUCUUGCUUAGAUCCCUUCUCAUUAGUAGCAUGCUUCUCUCUAUGGUUGAGCAUAAAGGCUUUAAAUUGGUAAUGCUGAGAGGUAGCACAGUUGCAGGUCUGCCUCAGGCACUGUGGAGAAAAUGGCAACAGCUAGAUUUCCAACUGAAAAUGGGGAUUUGCAGUUCUCAUUUUGAAAGCACUGAAAGCCCUGAGAAGCUUAUUGCCUGCUAGGCAAAAAUCAGAGAAAAUAAAUUGUCAAAGGGGAAUUGUACCUAAUAGCAAAGAGAAGCCAAGGGAAGUGGCUUUUUAUUUUAUUUUUUUUAUAAAAGGAAGAUGAGUAUUGAAAAAUUAGGAUAUUCUGUUGUGAGCUGCUGCUGGCUUUAGGGCAUGGCCAAGACGAAAGACCUAGGAUUGAACCUGCAAGCCAGUAGCCAAAUUCAGUUUGAAGCUUUGUUUUGCUGUAACCACAUCUAAAUACAGUCUGGGAUUGAAUCUACUUGCCGGGAGAGUCCCUUAGAGGUGUACAAUAAACAGUGGGCAGUUUUCUUCCCUGAGAAGCUGGCCCUGGUGGCUACUUAGGCUGCUUCUGAGCUCCGGCUGCUCCCUGAGCUCCUGCAGCCUCCUUGCUGCUGCAUUUCCCUGUAGGCAUUGUUGGGCCUCCAAGGGCCUUUUACUCUGCUCCUUCUCUAGCUACUGUGGAAUGAGGUGAUGUAGUGGAAGCAUGAAAGGACAAAGUGGGCAUGGCUGUAAGUUGACAGCAAUAGUUGGAGAAGGCUUUCUUUAUCUGUUUCCUUGAAGUAAGUGUUGGCACCUUUUCAGUCUACUCUAGGUUAUAGAAUUUGGUCUCCCCAUCUUUGUGCUGCAGUGAGCUAAAUCCACUCAUGAAUUCUCCAACAGUAUGAGCCUUUGGGCAGAGAGGAGGGAAAAAAUUUUAGAAGAGUCAUCUACCUGCAGUUAACCUUUCAAGAGCUGCGGGGCGCAGGAUGGUGGCAGGAGGUGCUUUCAGCUGACAAACAAUAGAAGAGUUACCUGCAGUGAUCUUCGGCAGUGCGACAUUUGUGUGGCUGUCCGGACAGCUUCCCUGGUGGAACUGGUGUAUUUUUUCUUUUGUAUUUUUACGUGUGAAGGAGUCUCCUGGGCAGACUUCUUGCAAGGUCCAGUGGUGGUAGAAAUAGUAACUGAAGGAAUAGUUUGGGGCUAGUGCGCUGGCCAGAUCUUUAAGUCUUUUUCACCUUCUGGUCACAAGGUCUUUCUGAUGUUUUGGGUAACAUUUAAUGAUGGGGAUUUGUGGGCUACAUCUUGUACCUCCUUUAUUUCCUUCCACUCUACAUUCUUCAUCUUUCUUGCUUCUAUUUUCCCAUUCUCAGACACUUCUCCAAUGUAAAUUAUGCCAGCUGGUAAGUCUUCCGUGGUUCUGAGCGAAUGUGACUGCAAAAUGAAAAGGAGGAGAGAUUCCUGCAAUUCAAAACAGUUUGGAUGCUAGAAUGACAGUGCAAUAGAUCAAAGUAUUUCUCAGAUCAGUGAGUAGGGAGAUGUUUCACAGCAUGCUAAUAUGUCAUGAACUAGAUGCUGAGGGUACAACAUUGAUCACAGGAGUGCACACGCUAGCAAUGAAUAUACAGGCAUUUUUAGCAAGAAUUUACCUUCUCAGAAGUUCCUCUUCUUUUGAGAUGUGUAUCAGUAGAAAGUCACAAAUUAGUAUCUAAAUUACUCUUUCUUAAUAUGCUCAAGCCCAAAUAAAUGUAAGGAGGGUUGGUGACAAAAAUCUGUAUUGGUGUUCACUAAACUUGGGACUUAAGGAGAGGUCUGGUCAUAAGAGACCAGUUAACUUAUCAGUUAAGGUUUCAGUCUUGUCUUUAAAACGAGCACUACUGUUGGAAAGAAAAGUUUCAGGAGGAGAAGGAGUUAGAAAAGAUGCGUCUUAAAACAAUUUUCUCACUCGUGACUUCAGCCUAUUUUUAAAAAAAAACCCCAAAAAUUAGUGACUAUUUUCCCUUUGCUGUGCUGGUACUUCUUAAGGUGGUUCUUUGCUUUCCCGUUUUACUCUGCUCCUUCUCUAGCUACUGUGGAAUGAGGUGAUGUAGUGGAAGCAUGAAAGGACAAAGUGGGCAUGGCUGUAAGUUGACAGCAAUAGUUGGGAGAAGGCUUUCUUUAUCUGUUUCCUUGAAGUAAGUGUUGGCACCUUUUCAGUCUACUCUAGGUUAUAGAAUUUGGUCUGGAAGUGAGUAGGAUGAAACUUCAGCUUUUGCCCAUAAAACUGUACUUAACUUGCUGUAGAAAAAUGCAUUCUACCUACUCUUCCUCUUGCUAGUCCCCCAAACACAGACACAGUGAGAUGUCCAGAGUUACCAGUGUGUUGAGCACGUAGGCAUGUUGAACUUGGUCCGGUAAUGCUAAUGUUUAACCUGCUUUCUGUUGUUGUCAGCUGGUGCCCAUGGAGAUGAACUCUGGAUAGGUAAUGUUCCCAGAUAUCCUCUGGAAAACUUUAACUUUGGUGCAGAUUGCUCUGAUGUAGCUAACUGCGAUGGCAUUGGCUUCUACCUUGGAGUGGACUGAUUUACCCUGAAAUGACUCUCUAACCUGCAUCUUAAACAGUGUAGUUGGUUCUGGUGCAAAUAGAUUCAUUCUGAAGUGAUAGACAUUUUGAUUCUCAUGCAAAAUAGCUACAUCCUACCAGAAGGGGUUGAACCAGUUUCUCUGAACAGUGAUGAACUUCACUGUACAGUUUUGGGUAUGUCUCAGGGAUUCCUUGUGGAAAUAAGGGCAGUUAACAAAAAAAAAAAAAAGAAAAAAAAAAAAAAGAAAAAAAAAACCAGGAAAAAAGAGAAAAAAGUAAAUAGUUUUAAAAGUAAAUAAUAAUUUAAGGUAGAGCGUCACCCAAGUGAGAGUGCAAGAAGGAGAAAUCUUUGUUCAGUUUUAUAGUCAACGGUGUCUGGCUUACGGACUCUUUCUCUUCUCGGGGCUCUCAUCUCAAGUUCAACAUACAGAAUCUUUUUCAUCACGCUCAGCUUUAAACUUUUUAUUUAAAGAUACCCUUCCCCAAUGAGCUUUCAGAAUACUUAUUGUAGAUUUUAAGAGAAAUGGUAUAUUAAUUUAUGCUAUUAACAUCACCUCAUAAAUUAUAAGUUUUAUACUAAAGCUGUAUUGAGUGUAAUGAAUUAUGUUGCAUAUGUGUUUUUAAUAGCUAUAAAAUUAUAUACAAGCUUUUUUGGAAAAACAAACUAGUGAAGCACCUUUUUACACUGGAUCUUUGCCGUGUCAAGGUGUACAGCUAUUCUUUGCUACCUUGCAGAUAUCUAUAUCUAUAUAUAGAUAUAUAUAUAUAAAUAAAAUAAAAUGGUAUCCUGUAUCAACAAGUAUAGAACUCUUUUUAACCCUUAUAUUACUGUUCCUAUAACUCUUUUUAAAUUUUGAGUGUUACAUUCUGCAAUAAUUUAUCCGUGGUUUGUACCUAUGAUUAGAAAUUUAGUUACAGGGUAAAUAGAUCAAAUUUAAAAAUCCAACUACUGUAGCUGGGAGUUGUGAACCAAGUUUGUAAGACCUUUUCUUUUUUUAAAUGUAUUUAUUUCCAGUUAGCUCUGUGAGUUGGAAUUUGAAAAGUUGGAACAUUAGGAAUCUGCAGUGUCUUAUUCAGGAAUUUUCCCCUCCUUUCCUCACAAAGGAAUUCCCACUGUGACUUAUAAAUAGAAUUAGACUGCUUGUGUGCAUGUAUGUAUUAUAUAUACACACAAAAAAUAUGCAUUGGGGGGGGAUGUAUGUGUGAUACGAAUGUGUAUAUUGUAUGUAGGUCAUAGUUUUGUAAAGAGAAAAGUAGUCAAGAGGUGAUGGAAUGUAUUGUAGAAAUGUGAUUAUUUAGUAGGGGGUUGUUAUGUCCUCACUGUUGUAUAAAUAACUGAAACUCUCUACUAUAUAAUCUUCUGUUAUAAGGCUAACUCUGAUAUCAUGUCAAUUUUACUGUUUUUCAAAUGAGUUGCUUUGAGCCCUGUUUAAAAUGCCAUGAAAAUACCAAGCUCCCAAAGACAGCCUUUAAAUAAAACAAAUCGGGGAGGAGGAGCGAUGGAAGAAAUGAGUUUUUUCAGGAGAAACUGAAUGGGGGGUUUGCAUUCAGUGGGAUGGAGAGGCAUGAGAAUUGCUGUAUCUUUGCAGAUUAAUACCCUAAUCUCCUAUGGUCUGACUUGGAAAAUGUUGUCAAUCUGUGUACUUGGGUUUUCCAAUUAGAUUUUAAGGGGUACUGUUUGUGGAGUGGUCUCCAUUCCAUAAAGGGAUCUUGUCUUCAAAGUAGAUUUUUUUUCUCUUCUGAGGAUCUUUGUGUGUAUCAAUUUUGCCACAAAAUUGCUGUUGUGGGAUUGCAGAACAAAACACGCAUUCAGUCAAGGGAGUUUCACGUAGGCUGUGAAAUUCUGAAUUUGAUUGUGACCACUUACCUUUUUUUCAUAAUUGGAGAAGGAAGAUUUCUUUACAGGAGCUCUCACUUGAAAUUGUGAGAAGUCAGAAACAUGCUUGUGGAUUGGCUCACUCUUCAGACUGUUCUGUUUAGGCUGGAGAAAGUAACCUAAUUGUUAUUUAUUCAUACAGUAUCACUUUUAAGUAUGAUGAUCCUUGUGACUUUAAAAACCUUUUUAGAAAAACAGAGCUUCCAGUAUUGAACAGAAAUUUGAAAUUCUUUUAGAAUUUUUUUUUUUUAAAUUCCCCUCCAUGUCAUUAUGUUGAUACUCCCCCCAGGCAUCCCCCCCCUUUCCUUCUCUCCACAAUUUGUUUCUGGCACAUAUGCAUACAGGCAAAAGGGUAGGGAGGUAGAAGUUGUCAGAGGCCUUUUCUUCUGCUUAUUUGGUGGUAAUGGGAAUUAGGAGCAUAAAUCUUUAUGGCUUUAUGGAGGAGAAUAGACCCAUUUUUAUGUAUACCUGUACAGAGAGAUAUAUCUGUAUAUGAGAUAAUGGUAGCAUUUUGCUGAAUGUGGACUUGCCCUCAUGAUGUACAAUAAAUAUGUAUGAAUACAAUCAAUCUAAAUCUAUAUAUACAUGCAUACAGAUUUAUAGAUGGAAUAUACCUUGUAUCACACACCUGUACAUUAGCUGUAACAUGAGUAAGUGUGUGAGCUAGAGAGGGACUGUCCACAUAACAUAUGUGUAACAGGUAAGCACUUGUGCCAGACAAGUUGUUUUAAAUUCUUCUGAGGGGUCUGGACGACUCGGAGACUGAUCUGAGCUUGGUCACCAUUGGUUUGUUACCUCAGCCCUCACAGUGGAGUUUCGUUGCUAUGUCUCUGCUUUUGUUUUAUAUUUAGUCUCAUUGAGGCCUCUUUCAAUGCCAACUUCUUGUGCUUCUCUGCUCCAUUGCCUCCAUUCCAGCUCCUCCUUGUCCCUGCAUCUCUGCAGUUUCUCUUGCUAGCAGCAAUCAGCUUUAAUGGCCCAAUCCAGCUCUGCUUAUGCAUUAGGGAAAUUCUCUCGGUGACUGGAGUGGUAGCUGAAUUGGGCCCUGAGCACCUGCUUGAAUUUAUGCAAACUUCCCCAGCUUCAAUUGUGAUUCAGUAGGACUGUGACUGAUUUGCAGAUGAAUACAAACUUUUCAUGGAACCUGAUGCAAAGCUUCCUAGCAUAUUAAAAGGUUAACCCAGCAUCAUAUUUAAGUGGUCAAAAUGAGAAAAUUGCACCAAAUAUUACCUUCCAAUUUUCAACGCUAGGGACAGAAAAGAAGUUUGGUUUGUGUUUCCCGUAACACAGGCAGUAAGCAGAACGCAGCCCUGUGCUCUGUUCUGAGCAAUGGGGUUGUCAUCAAACAUAUCAAAAGAAACACAGUUUGUUACACUUUACCAUAAAACAGAUUUUAAAAUGGAGUGCAGAAUUGAUCAUUAACAUGCUAGCACUUUGCAUCUAAUUGUGUAUUGGGUGAUCUUGCUUAUGCAAGUAAAUUGUGGGCUUAAUUGUUUUAUUUUCUGUUUUCUGGCUAAAUGGAGCUUCUAUAUCCUUUUAGCAGAAUGCAGCUGUCAGCAACCUGCUCAGUCACACUGAAGUGCUGUGUAACUUAGGCUUCAGUUUCAGAGGAGAAUGCUGCUCCAGUUCUGUCAUUGAGCCAUACUGGAUUCCAUGUUUUCAAUAUGGCUAUGACACAACUUUUCUUGGCCACAAUUCAGCCAUGGAAUUUUGUCUUCCUUGCAUUUCUGUUAGAAAAAGGUAACUGGUGUACCGUUCCAUCGGCGCUUUCAUGCAAUCACACACGAUUUCUAUGAUACAUGUGUUGGGGCGUGUGUAUGGGUAUGUCUGUGUACUGCCUGUGUGUCAUAUAGAUUGAUAUGCACACACCUAUUAUGCUGUUUCAGUUUAUGUAUGUGGAGAAUGUACCUGUUGGUUAUCUCCUGAUAUAUACUCAUGCAUACAUAUAUUAAAUAUGUAUAUAGAGUGUAGAUGUCCUGCAUAUACAUGUGUAUAUGUUACGAACCUUGGUUGGCAAUUUUUUUCCACACUUUUUUUUGCAAAUUGCUGUCCCUUACUACUUAUUUUCACUGAAGCUGCAUUAUAUAGAAGAAAUGGAGAAAUGUGUUAUCAAAGUUUUAUUUUAAAAAGGAGACUUUUAAUUAUCUAAAGCCAUUUGUGAUUGUCUUUUGAAUUUUUACUAGAAGGGUUGUUAUUUUAAAAAAGAAAAGAAACAAAAGGAAACAAUAAAACAAAAGCAAGCAGACAAGCCCUUAUUUCCACCAUUGUUUAGGUGAAAGAAAUGGAAACACAAGUUUCUAAGUAUUUAUUUCUUUCAGGUGUUUCUGAGGCAUACAGUAAUUGCAUUCUGCCCCAUCCCCUUUUGUCCAAUUAUAAUUAAUGAUUCAUGAUUUUCUUUUUCCCUCAUUACUUUUGUAAAUCAUUGUUCACCUCCUACAUUCAAUAGUACUGAUAUCACUAAGGAGAUUUCAUGUCCUUCUGUCCUUUUUAGGAGAAAUACCAGUGCAUCACUAUUGUGUUUCAUUUUAACAUACUUUGUGGAGGAUGGAUGUUUUUAUUGAAGAUGUCUGUAACCCGUCUAACUUAUUUAAUGUGAGGAGCCUUCAUUGGAAUCUAUCGUCUGUUUGUUUCCAACAAGUUCAAGUUUCUGCAAUUGUUUUUUCACCAACACGUUAAAUAAUUCCCUUCUUAUUUUAUGCCUGAGGUUUUAAAAUUCGGGUUUAUUGUUGUGGAUUUGUUUUUUGGGUUUUUUUCCCUCCAAUUCCCAAAAAUGUUUAUGUGCAAGUGGAGCAAAACAGAUGUCAGAAGCUCAACCAAUAUCCUUUUUGCAGUUAAGGGUAAAUAUAUUUAUCCUAGACUUAAUAAAAGAAGGUGGCAAAUGGACAAUCUGAAGUGCUUAGAGGGAAUGCUCUCUCUUUUUAAGGCUGUCUCCGAGAAGUUUGUGUUUGGUGUCAUUUUAAAGGUAGCUUGAUCAUGCUUUGAUAUCAGAAACAGCCUUGUAACAAAGAGCCUCAUACAGUUGUUCGGUCACUAGAGUUUAAAAUGUAAACAAGUUGCAGUGGGAAAGCAAAGGUGAGGCAGUGUAUUUUGAACCAGUGAAUUGUAGCUUGCAAACGUACCUGAUUUUGAAGUAACUGCAUGGUAGCAAGGAUUAGCAGUCUCUUACACCCCUUCCUUCCUCCCUCUCAUCCCUGACACAUGUGUUCAGCAUACCAUACAUUGGGAAAAUAAGCAACUUCCUCCAGCAACGCUAAUCCACUUAAUGACUGCUUAAAGGGAACAUACAAACGGGCACUGCCGCGUCCCGUCUCAUGGUAUUAGCUGGAAGACUGGCUAAUACGCACAAACAGCCCAGCCCAGGUUGCUUCUGUGGACGUGUCGCUUUUGGAGAGUGGUGCAUGGAGGUGCCCAAGAAGAAGGGUCCCUUCCUUCAGGGUCCCUGGCAGCAAUGGCAACUCGCACCGCUGCUUCUAGUGCUGGAGGCUCACGGACAGCAUUCCAGGGGCGGGGAGGAAAGCUUGUGUUUGUACUUUCCCUUUAAAUAGGAAAGGUUGGCUGACAUGUUCCUCAUACUUCUCAAUGAAUGUACUGUAUUACCAUUUUAAAAAAAAAUCAAUUAAAUGAUAAUAGAUUGGUCUCCUUUUGUUAUCUGGUCCUUGUUUAAUUUGUUUAAGGGUUUUUGUAUACAAAAGUUUACAUUUUUAUGUAUAUUUUUCUUGUGUAAAAACUGAUGUAAUAUGUGUAUAAAACACUGUAUGUAUUAUCUGUAUAUAGUGUGACAAAAUGAUUUUCUUUCUUUCUUUUGGAUGUAUUAAUAAAUCUUGCUGUGAAGUAGCUGUGUUUAUUAUGAUGAAACCCUCUUCUGCAAGCCAUUUUGCCAAGUCCAAGAUGUAUGGAUAUUGCCCAGGAUGAAAUCUACUCCAUAAAGUGAUUUUUUUUUUCAUUUAAAACAUAUCGUAAGUACAGUUAUUAAACUGUCCUUAGCUUAGAUUGCUGUAGAGUCUGAGUUGGCUCUUGCUUAUUCUCUGUUGCUUUCUAAUGACAUUAGCUAAUUAGUUUUGCAAACAACCCCGGGGUCUUCAGUCUCAGUCCUGAUUCUAAUUAAAGUGCUUUCUAGCUCUGGAUCACUGGUCUGGAGACCAGAUCCUCUUCAUCCUGUUUUCUGGUUUGAGGAAGUAUCAUUUAAGGGGUAUAGAAUAGAAUUUUCUCAUGUAUGUUGUUAUGUUUUCUGAGAUUUAAAAAAUACAUACCUGCUUCAUCAACAAAACUG
Messenger RNA from Corvus hawaiiensis (hawaiian crow), 15701 nucleotides. It is a transcript of the gene INO80D, whose product is annotated as INO80 complex subunit D. The coding region runs from base 562 to 3651 and encodes 1029 amino acids. The transcript has 13 exons. NCBI's taxonomy places the organism in Eukaryota, Metazoa, Chordata, Aves, Passeriformes, Corvidae. The record is from RefSeq and is a predicted model, not a curated record. Gene Ontology annotation, cellular component: nucleus.